CACGUUACAACCCGGAAGUGUUGCCUUUCUCUGAUUAACGUUUGAAUAGACAAGAAUGAGCAAUUUGUGUGUUGAAGGAGCGAUUAAAGGCGCUGCUGCGAACACCGUGCAGCCUCCAGCAGUCACGGUAGUGUGCUAAUCUCCGGCCCCGGAGCCAGAGGCGGUCGACUGGGAGCAGCAACGCCCUGAUGCCCGCCGCCACCCCGACGGAGAAAAAUAUCCUCGCUGUGUUUACAAGUCGGCUGGGAGCGAUUGUUUCCCCGCAGUGUGUCGUUAGCUAAUCGUGCAGCGGUUGUGUGUGUUUUUCAGACGAAGAAGUAACAUGGCUGAACUGCAUGUUGUGGAGCCGAGCGGCACAGGCACCAUAGAGCAGCCCGAGCACCGCGACGUCCGCGGCUCCGUGCGCCUGGCGUCGCCCACUCUCAUGGUGCCGCCGCGGAGCAGCCAGCUCAGCCCCGGCGGGGUGUCGAGUGGCAGCGGCGGCGGCGGGCGCUCGGUGUUCGGGUUCCCGGUGAAGAGCAACCCGAGCUCCCCGUCCGAGCCGGGAGACAAGCCGGGCUCACGCUGGGUCCGUCUGAACGUCGGCGGGACCUACUUCAUCACGACCAAACAGACGCUGUGUCGGGACCCGAAGUCGUUCCUGUUCCGACUGUGUCAAGAAGACCCGGACCUGGACUCCGACAAAGACGAGACAGGAGCCUACCUGAUCGACAGGGACCCCACAUACUUUGGUCCCAUCCUGAACUACCUUCGGCACGGAAAACUCAUCAUGGAUAAAAACCUGGCAGAGGAAGGCGUUCUCGAGGAAGCUGAGUUCUACAACAUCGCGUCUCUGGUGAGGCUGGUGAAGGAGAGGAUACGGGACAACGAGAACCGAACAUCUCAGGGUCCUGUGAAGCACGUGUAUCGAGUACUACAGUGCCAAGAGGAGGAACUCACACAGAUGGUCUCAACCAUGUCGGAUGGUUGGAAGUUUGAGCAGCUUAUCAGUAUCGGCUCCUCUUAUAACUACGGCAACGAGGACCAGGCAGAGUUUCUAUGUGUAGUUUCCCGGGAACUCAACAACUCCACCAACGGCAUCGUCAUCGAGCCCACUGAGAAGGCCAAGAUCCUUCAGGAGCGAGGCUCGCGGAUGUGAAGAGACCCAGAUCCUGAGCUAAAUAACACUUUAUCAACAAAAACAAAACAAUAACAUGAACAUUUUUCCUGUUUUCAUCAAGAUCCAUGAGUUUACCCCCCUCCCCCCCCCCCUCGUCUCCUCUGCCUUUCUACCAUCAACGCCUUCAUCAUCGCCAUCAACCUCCCGUCCCUCCUCCUCUGGUGUGCCUUUCCACAGCGGGGGCUACCUGACGCCCUCUUCUCCUCCAGUGCCGCAACACGACCCCGACUUGUCUCCUCCUCCUCCUCCUCCUCUUCCUCCUUCAUUGCCGGCUGUGGAACACCUCAGUUUAAAAGGGAUUACAAGUGAGUGGUUUUUCCUCAUAGCAGCUUUUUUUUUUGAUGGUCAGUGUCGCUGCGGUGCUGAUUGUAGCCCCUGGUUACUGUCAGCGGAUGGUCGCUCAACACAGAGCUACUUUAAAUCAUCAUCUUCAUCGUUCUCAUCAUCACCACUAUCAGCAGACGGGAAGACUUCCUCUCUCUUGUACGUGUGGCUCUGUCGAUUUAGCAGAAAUCUCCUCAGGACUCUCAAAGGACAUAAAGGAAUGAACACACCUCCACUGACUGAGCCUCUUUACCUGAAUCUGUUCACGAAGCGAACGCCCGCCGCCUCCUUCCUCCGCAGACUUCCUCUGGACUUCGUCGGGUGGUGUCUGUGGCGACACAGCAAACUGAGAGUGGAGGCUGAGGCGGAGCAGUUGCAUGACGCAGAGUCCGAUGGCUCUGUUUGAGCCACGCCGGUGCAGCGUUUCCUCCGCUCUCUCUCUUGAGUCUUCAGAAACACAGAGUGACACACUGUCAUCUCACAGGCAUCCUGUCUUGGGUCGGCGCCGCUGGAACAUCAUGGCAUCCUCCUGUUUCCUGUUCCGGGGCUCCAUUUGGUCUGAGAAAAAUUUAAGGCAAAAGAAAACAAACAGAUGACUCAAAGAAAACAAAACACAAAGACUACACCUGUGUACAAUUUGUCAAGGCAUGUGAGGAAUCUAUAUAAAUCUAUAUAGGCUACAUGAUGAAAUUAUAUGAAAUGCAAUUGGUGUAAUUACUGAUUUCUGUAUCAUAGUUGUCAUAUAUUUACAUAUUCUUGGUGGGUGAGUAUUUAAAUGAUGGAGAAAAUAUCAUUUUUCAUAUAAGCAGUUUUCCUGAAGGUUUCCCGCCCAGUAACAUGGAUGUGAGUAUGUGUCUGCAGUGCCUCUCUGCUUUCUGUCCAUGACUGAAAUAUCACACAGUUUUUCAGCUGCACGUUUUCUGAACUUAUCCUCAAACAAAAAAAACCUCCAGAUAUUGUCAAUACGUUUUCUCUUAGAUAUCCUACUUUGAUCUCUUGCAUAUCUUAAAAUUGUAAUUAAGGAUAAGGAAAACUGUCGUCUGUCCAGACAGCUGUGGCGUUGCGUGGCGGGAAUCAGACUGUGGCCAGUUUGUAUGCUGCCUCAAACCCUCGAAGCACCCCUCUCCUCGUGGCCUCGUGCUACUCUCAUGCCAAUAUUCACUCACCUUGCAGCUGCCUCUGUUGCCUGUCCUCAUCUUAACGCCCAACAACUGUGUUGUCUCACAUCCUGCAGCACUUGUAGCAACUGUGGCGCAAGCUGAAUUGUGCUCCUCGCGCUUAAAGCCCCGAGACACCUGAGCCGACAUUAUCGCAGAGAUUUACAGACUGUAAGUGAACGUGCCACAUGGGCACAAGUGUCCUCAGUUUCCUGAGCUUCAGAGCGAAGCUUUUAUUUCAGAUGUUAUGGGACGUUGUUUUUCUGUGCCAGCAGAUCGAUACCAACGUGGCUCAAGUUUAUUUCUCUUGACUUGACAUUAAGUUGCUGCGUGAUGCUGCUGUUUUUUAACACAGUUCAUCCCCAAAUCAAAAGUACACAUUUCUCCUCUUCCCUGUAGAGCUGUUUAUCAGUGUAGAUAGUUUUGGUGUGAGCUGCAGAGUGUUGCAGAUAUCAGCCGUACAGAUGUCUGCCUUCUCUCCAGUAUAACAGAACUACAUGUCACUCAGCUUGUGGAGCUCAAAGAGCCAAAACAAUACAUUUGAAAAACUCAACAUCAAUGUCUCUUUGUGGAAAUCAUGACCUGGUUUCUCAAGAUAAUCACAGACCUUGACAGAUGAGAGGGAAAGUAUUUAAAUUUCAUUUUGGGGGGCGCCCUGUCCUUUCAGACUUGUAACUUGGAGCAACAUAAGCAACAAUCAGUGCACACAGCUCUGAUACGUAAUACGUAAAACUGAAUUGGCUUCUACUUCAAAUGUGCAUUUUUCCAAAACUGCAUGGCUGCAAUUUAUUGAGCUGAAGUCAAUAACAGAUUAGGUGAUUGACAGAGAACGAAUCUGUGACUGUAACUACAGUAACUUUCUCUUCUCUGUUCCAUAUCAUUGUAAAAAUUUAAUAUUUUGGGGGUUUGAUAAAAUAAGAUGUUUGAAGAUGAUUCCUGUGGCUCUAUAGGAAAAUGUGAAUUUUCCACUAUUUUCAGGUAUUUUUGGACUAAAAGUAAUCAGUAAAUUAUCAGUCACCAAACUAUGCGGCUGCAGCGAAGGAUUGUUUUCAUUAAUGCUGAUUCUUUUUGUUUUUAUUUAGUCCAUCAUUGAGUGAACAAAUUGUCAGAAAAUGUGGAAAAUGCCAGUUGCUAGAUCCCACAGUGACGUCCUCCAAAGUCUUAUUUUCUUCAACCAACAAAGACUCAAAAAUAUGGGGUGCCCAGUAGCGCACCUGGUACAAUGGGUUCCCCGUGUACAAAGGCUGCAUCCUUGCUGCAUGCUCUCCCCACUCUCUCGCUGUGACACUAUAUCUGUCCUAUCCAAUAGAGGCACAGAAGCCCUAAAAAAAACAAAAUAUUUAAAUCACAAUUAGAGAAAAAGAUCUAAUCUUUACCUUUAAGACACUAAAAUCAGGGUAUUUUGCCAUUAAGUAUUUUUGGUUAAUUGAUGGCAAUUUUCUGUCAAUCAGCUAAUCAAUUAAUUGAUCAUUUCACCUCUACCCUACAAAGAAACAAAUCCACAGCUGUGGACGUAGUAUUGUUACUGGUGUGAAUGCAGCCGUGUCACAUGAGCAACUUAAUGCAGAGUCUGAGCCAUUGACACAUAUCAGAUGGAGAGUUAAACGCCUCGUUGUCAACUGAACUCACAUUUUAAAUCACCGUCCCUGAAAUCUAAAAGGAGUGUCGGAUCUUUAAUCGCUGGCAUCGAUCACGUUGACACGCCCUCCUUUGUAUAAAGAACAUAUUUGAUGCAGUUUCGUUAUAUCAAGCAUGAACAAAAAGAAUGCCAGAAAAAAAAAAAGAACUGUACCGUUAGCUGUCGUCCUGCUCCCUGAUGUGCAGUCAGGCCUCAGAGCUCAAACUUUGAUGUGACUUCUUCUUUGUUGUUUAUUUUAUUUCUCCUCUCGCGUGUGUGUCGUGCAGUUUUGAUUCUGCUGAGUCGUGAGCAGAACGCGUGCUGCUGAAAAAGCCCAAAGGUCUCAUCGAGGAGCACUGUUUCCUCCCGUGUUUCUCUGGGCCUUUGCAAAGCACCUUGGGUGUUGUUUCCCCUUCGUCUGUGUCCAGUGUUGUGCCUUUUGACCUGUGUUGUGCACAGUUGUUCUCCCCUCUUAUCAUGAGGUGCUCUCAUACCUUAAAAAAGCCCAGAGGCACCCACCUGAGGUAAAAUGGUCUUUAGCUUGUUUUCUAUUGUUAGUGUUUCAGUGAGAGGCAAGCCAAACGAACCCACUGUCCCUGCAUUAUCUUUUAUGAUACCUUCAGAACGACGACCAGCUGCUUUCUUUGUGCCAUCGCUUCUGAGCUAAAUCCACCCACAAUCCCUCAUCGCUCCUGGAGGGUCAAAAUUGUGUCUGAAUCUGCUGCAGGGAGCGAUCGACAGCAGGAAGCAGAUUUCCCUCCUCUGCUUUUAUCUUAGUAAAACUCCAGCAGUGCACUUGUUAUCACAAAUCAAUUUGACUUUAAACUCGACGCCAGUUGGCUUCUUCUUUUCUCUUGAGUUGCAUGCUGAAGCCUUCUCUAAUGACCCCCAGUCUUCAAUGUGUGUAAAGCACUUACUGUCACCUUUGUGGACCCACUUUGAUCUUCCCUUGGUUGCACAAUUCAGUGGUUCCCAAACAGAGAAUGAGUCAAGACCCCAGAAAUGAUCACCAAACGGUUAAAGAGAUAGGAAAGCAAAAACAUAUUGGGAAAGAAACACUGUGCUUGUGUACGGCCUGAAGGUCUCUGCACACUGAGCAUUAAUCCCUCAGCCAAAAAAAAAUUGUCAUGCACAGAAACGUUGCACGCUGAGUCUGAUGUGCCUGAAGACCUUUGCCUCUCUCCACUGGAGUCACCUGUCUGCCUCUCAUCACUCCCUCCCUGUUUUUAACUUGGCGCCGCAGCUGCUUGAAAGGGAGGAGCCUCUCUGUCGGUCCACGUCCUCCUCGUCCACCUGAAUAUCACUAUCUGAGUUGUGAAAUAAUUCUGUGCGCCCUGUUCCUCUGUCUCGUCGCAGCUGUGUCCCGCCACCACAUUUUCUUCACUGGUUCUUGGUCACACGUCUCUAAAGACUCUGACCGAGGCAAAAACUACAGAAACUCGAACUUGUUCCGAAAAAUUUUAAUGACGGACAAAAGUUUCAGACUUAGUGUGCGAACGUGAUUAACACAACGUGAAGUCGCAUUUACUUUGAUAUGUGUGACAAUUUUGGACACGUAUGUUACCAUGACGAUCUAACCCGGUUUUAAGAGAGCCACCUUUGUAACAUGGAAAACUCUGGCGAUGAAAUCUGGCUCUGUGGUGCAGCCCUCAUGUCCUCCAAAAACUACCCCCUCUUCAAGGAAUAAUAACGGACCCAGUGUGCACAGGCCUUACAGAGCUGCUAGCAUGUCUGUGGACUCUUUACGUUGUUUCCUGCGAAUUACCAAAUAGUUUUACCUCUCCAGGAAGUGAAUAAAUUACUUAAAUAAAGGGAAAAAUAUUUUUUUUUUGUUGAACUGCCAAAACCGGUACAGGUUUUGGCAGGGUCACAAACAGUAAUAGUGCCGAGCUUUUAAGCCGAUUGACAUAGUGGCUAAUCAGUGUAACUACAACUUGUUUGCCAUCGGAUCAAAGAUGCUUCUUCCCAUAGUAUUCCAUAGUUAAAGAGACGCACGUGAAGAUUGUCGCAACCCCUGGGAAAUGACUCAUUCUGCUAUCACGACUUCAUGUGUUUUGUCAGAUAACAUUUCAUACGUCUAGAAGAUUCAAGUCAGUGCACAGCGAAACUGGAAGUUAGACACUCUGUUGCGCCUGCUCUGUGUGAUCCACCUUGUGGAAGAUCCGGGUGAAUUUAUGACCGCGUGGUUGAACUUUUCUUUGGCUUCAUGUGCCACUGAGCAAGUUUUACAAGCGUGACGCUGCAUCAUGUUCUUCAGUUUGGGAACCACUGACGCUGCUGAUCUUUGCAGUGUGAUUAUCUGAACAUUUUGACUCAAGCAAUCGUUUGUUUUAAACCAAACAAAAAAAGAACUUUUGAUCAGUUGUUUCUUUCACCUGCACUCGUUAGUCUCCAGAUUAUAUAUAUAUAUAUAUAUAUAUAUAUAUAUAUAUAUAUAUAUAUCUUUGUUGUUUGGGCACGUGAAACACGAGAGCAUGCAUUGUUCUAGAGAUUAUGACGUGUACUGUGUACUGGAUUUUGUCUGGCCUCUGUGUUAGUGCAAAGUGUAUGUGAUGCAUGGUGGGGGAGCAGAGGGAAGGCAUGGCUCUGUAGGUGUAGAUUUCUUGUGUGGAACAGUUGGUCUACAACGAGACAUAUUCUCUACUCACAUGUUCUGUUUCUUUGUUGUUUUCGUAUCUUCGUCAUGUCAGUAACAGUAGAUGCAGAAUAGCUAGCUUUGAACACAAAUUAACCAACCAAUCAGAUCGCAGUCCCCCGUCCUUGCCCCUGACCUUUGGUUUAUAAAGCAUUUAACCCGAUCUGCAGCUCAACACACAAAAAGAACGUUUAUUUUAAUCCAUGGAUCAUGUUGCCAGUUAAUCUGUAAACACCUGCAUGCGUUUGUGGACAUGCACACUUGUACACUCAUUUAGAGGUAUUGAAAAAAAUGUCACCUAUUAACCGUUUCUUUGUGUUCAUUUAUCAACAGUAUUGAUGUCAAAUGUGAAUAUUGUCAAUGGAGACUGUGGAGAAAAUGUUUGGAAGCUGACAAAACAGUUUUUGUCUGAUUGUUUGUUUUCACUUUUAUUUAUUUUAUAUUUUUUGAAUUUUGUCUACAGAUGUCGUUUCUUUACAUGUAACAAUUUUAACAAAACCCAGUCUGGUUUUUAAUCAUAAAAAUGUGUCUGUGUUUUAAA
Messenger RNA from Epinephelus fuscoguttatus (brown-marbled grouper), 7434 nucleotides. RefSeq names its product potassium channel tetramerization domain containing 2 (gene kctd2). Gene Ontology annotation, biological process: protein homooligomerization; proteasome-mediated ubiquitin-dependent protein catabolic process. Gene Ontology annotation, cellular component: cytoplasm; Cul3-RING ubiquitin ligase complex. NCBI's taxonomy places the organism in Eukaryota, Metazoa, Chordata, Actinopteri, Perciformes, Serranidae. The record is from RefSeq and is a predicted model, not a curated record. Bases 323 to 1138 code for a protein of 271 amino acids. Gene Ontology annotation, molecular function: cullin family protein binding. The transcript is spliced from 6 exons.